Zygosaccharomyces rouxii is the source of this 1062-nucleotide messenger RNA. RefSeq names its product guanine nucleotide exchange factor GET3 (gene GET3). Bases 1 to 1062 code for a protein of 353 amino acids. Gene Ontology annotation, biological process: post-translational protein targeting to endoplasmic reticulum membrane. Gene Ontology annotation, molecular function: ATP hydrolysis activity; ATP binding. Gene Ontology annotation, cellular component: GET complex. The transcript has a single exon. The record is from RefSeq and is a predicted model, not a curated record. NCBI's taxonomy places the organism in Eukaryota, Fungi, Ascomycota, Saccharomycetes, Saccharomycetales, Saccharomycetaceae.
AUGGAUCUAGUCGUCGAACCCAACUUACAUUCAUUGAUCAAUUCUUCCACUCACAAAUGGAUCUUUGUUGGUGGUAAAGGUGGUGUUGGUAAGACCACGUCUUCAUGUUCUAUUGCCAUUCAAAUGGCUCAAAGCCAACCUCACAAGCAAUUUUUAUUGAUUUCCACAGAUCCUGCACACAACCUAAGUGAUGCAUUUGGUGAGAAGUUUGGCAAGGAUGCAAGAAGAGUUACUGGUAUGAACAAUUUGUCAUGUAUGGAGAUUGAUCCAUCAGCUGCAUUGAAAGAUAUGAAUGAUAUGGCAGUUUCCCAAGCCAAUGAAAAUGGUGCUCAAGGUGAUGAUGGUCUUGGUGGAUUGUUACAAGGUGGUGCACUUGCUGAAUUAACAGGAUCUAUCCCCGGUAUCGAUGAAGCUCUUUCUUUCAUGGAAGUCAUGAAACAUAUCAAGAAUCAAGAAAAAGGUGAAGGUGAAAGGUACGAUACUGUUAUCUUUGAUACUGCUCCUACGGGUCACACUUUAAGAUUUUUACAACUACCAAACACUUUGUCCAAACUUUUGGAAAAAUUUGGUGAAAUUACAGGUCGUUUGGGUCCAAUGUUGAAUUCUCUUGCUGGUGCUGGUAAUGUGGAUAUCAGUACUAAAUUGAACCAAUUGAAGGAAAGUGUUGAAACCAUUAAGGAUCAGUUCACCAAUCCAGAUUUAACAACAUUUGUCUGUGUUUGUAUCAGUGAAUUUUUAUCACUUUAUGAAACUGAAAGAUUGAUCCAAGAGUUAAUCUCUUAUGAUAUGGAUGUAAAUUCAAUUAUUGUCAACCAAUUGUUGUUUGCAGAUGAUGACCAAGAACAUAACUGUAAAAGAUGUCAAGCAAGAUGGAAGAUGCAAAAGAAAUACUUGGAUCAAAUCGAUGAGCUAUACGAAGAUUUCCAUGUGGUAAAGAUGCCAUUAUGUGCUGGUGAAAUUAGAGGUCUAGAGAAUUUGAGGAAAUUUUCAAGAUUCCUAAACAAAGAAUACAAUCCCGCAAUGGAUAACAAGAUCAUUUACGAAUUGGAAAACAAAAAAUGA